AUGAACGCGCUAGCGCCGCUGCUGCUGCUCACUAGUCUGGCAGCCGCCGCCCUAGCGCAGGAGACUCAGCGGCCGGAACCAGGCGAUGGUGCUGCGGCUGUGAUGCUGCUGCAGGGCUCCGGCACACCGGCGGCCACAAGUUACGCGCGUCUCCUGAACCCGUUUCCCGAGUUGAGGAAGUUCACUCUGUGCUACCGCAUCCGCAUGUACCGCUACCGGGAGGAGGACGAUAUAAAUAUAUAUGGAGGACCGCUCCUGUCAUAUGCCUUGCUUGAUACUGAUAGCAGCGCUCUCAGGAUUGAUCACAGGCUGUAUGGCUACCAGGUGUGCCUGAGUAGCAUUUGUGCAACAUCCAAUGUGAUCACUCCACUGUGGUACUGGAGUCACUUUUGCUUCACUUUCGACGACUCUGACAAGUCCUGGAUUAUCUACAAGGAUGGAAUCGCCGAAUGCAGUAAUAAAGAUGAAGGUGAUGCGUUGGCGUGGUCAACACUGCGCUGGAAUAUCAGUGGAGAGGUCGAGUGGCUUGUUCAAAACUUGACUACUCUCUGCUCAUCGUCUAGGCGAGACUUCAUCUUCUUCCCAAGCCGGUUUCAGUUAAACGAGGCUCGGGCUGUGUGUAAGAAAUUUGGUGGGGAGAUUGGCAUCCCUAUCAACGACGCAGAAAACACUCGGAUGUUCACCGAGACGGUCGGGUGGGCUGAACACUGCUCUAGUUACCUCGGAUCAGCUUACCUGUGGCUUGGGGCUCAGGACGGUAAUGUAGAAGGCCGCUGGGAGCAUUUCGAGUCCAAUAAAACAAUCACGUACCAAGGCCGGUGGCGGGGAGGUGGCCCCAACGGAGGCACUGUCGAAAAUUGCUUGGCGAUGAUGUAUGGUCCUGGCAUCAACGGACUCUGGUCCGAUUUCGCUUGCUUUGAUUCACAUAAAAAAUGCAUGUUCUGUGAAUUUAAGAACUACCCAACAAUGUUCCUAAAAGGGCCUCUCUUGUGCAAAAAUUCGCCUUUCAACACUAGAUACAUCUUACGUGGAAGCGUCAAUAACCGGCCUUCACUCACUGGUUACCGGCACUCUGACAUCUUUUGGGACAACGAAACCCAAGCGUGGAAGCUGGCUUCGAAAAAAACGCCGGGGGCCUCGGCUCUGCACAUUCCUGAUUCGCCCUCUGAUUAUCCUUUGGGGAAGAAAACGUGGGAGGUGGAAUCACAAAUUUGCGGAUACAGUCGAGGUGAAAAGGUUCAAUUGACCUUAUCGGCCUGUAUUUUUGGCCAGUACACGUGUGAUGAUGGUUCCUGCAUAGCCUUGCGCAAGAAGUGCGACCUCAGAAUGGAUUGCCCCGACAACAGCGACGAGACGAAAUGCACUCUUCUGAGCAUCCCAGUCGGUUACAGCAACACGAUCCCACCACCACCUCUUGUUCAGAGCGAACCGCUGCCAGUAAAUAUAUCUGUGUUCAUUUCUUCAUUCCCUGGAAUCAAGACUGAAGUUCUCUCCUUCGAAACAAACUUCGUGCUGCUGUUAAUGUGGCAAGAUUCGCGCCUCAAAUUUCUUGACCUGAAAAACGAACGUUCCCUCAACAUGCUGACGCCCGAGGAGGUACAGAAAAUUUGGUUCCCGGAAAUUUUCUUUUACAACGAUGAUGGAAAUCUAUUUUCCAAUCUGGAGCAAGGAUCUCGAGUUGAAUUAAUUGCUGGAGGAACAGCUGUCCAAGGAGGAUCAGACAACUCGGACGAAGCGAACAUAAUCAGUGAAGUUAGAGCCCAGAGCCCCUACCAGACGUGUGUGGUUCCAGUAGGAUGGGGCGCCCGCCCACAGAGCCAGAGCAUCAAUGGACGUCAUCCGCCCUCUCUUCCCUGGUCGCCUUAUUUCCAGCCGCUUAAGAGGCAUGUGCCGGCACGUGCCCGAGACGCGGCCGAGAGGGUCAACGAUGUGUUGAUUUCUUCGCUGGAGAAGUGGCCAGUACGUGGUGCUGAUUCAGCCAUGGCGAGAGUACCUGUGCCGCUCAUGUGA
Messenger RNA from Hyalella azteca, 2010 nucleotides. RefSeq lists its product as uncharacterized. Gene Ontology annotation, molecular function: protein binding; extracellular ligand-gated monoatomic ion channel activity. Gene Ontology annotation, biological process: monoatomic ion transport. The record is from RefSeq and is a predicted model, not a curated record. The coding region runs from base 1 to 2010 and encodes 669 amino acids. The transcript has 9 exons. Lineage: Eukaryota; Metazoa; Arthropoda; Malacostraca; Amphipoda; Hyalellidae. Gene Ontology annotation, cellular component: membrane.